Messenger RNA from Megalobrama amblycephala (Wuchang bream), 2780 nucleotides. RefSeq names its product crystallin, beta A1a (gene cryba1a). Gene Ontology annotation, molecular function: structural constituent of eye lens. Gene Ontology annotation, biological process: lens development in camera-type eye; visual perception. The record is from RefSeq and is a predicted model, not a curated record. The transcript has 7 exons. Bases 1849 to 2439 code for a protein of 196 amino acids. NCBI's taxonomy places the organism in Eukaryota, Metazoa, Chordata, Actinopteri, Cypriniformes, Xenocyprididae.
GAAGAUGUGGUGUGAUGAAGCAGGAGAAGGUUGAGCAUGCUGAAGUGCUGAAGUGCUGAAUUGCACCUCCUUCUGGUUCAAUGAAUAUUCCUGGCAGGGUUUUGCAGCUAAAUGAGAAAUUGAUUCAGAUUAGCUUUACUGUAGGUACUUUGUGGAUGUUCAUAUGGUAGAUAUUCUUAUAUAAAGUAAUAAAAGCAGAGAGAUAGAAAGUUUAGGUAAAGCAAAGAAACAUAUAAUGAUGCAAAACUAUCAAACAAAACUGAUGAAUGAUUAAACAAGCACUAAAAUUGGGACAUAAAAUAGUUUUAUCUAUUUUCUUUAGAUAAUCUAUUAUCUAUUUUCUUUCUUCUCCUAUUGGUAACGUCUGUUCCGAGAAACUCUUUUGAUUAUGAUUUUUUUUUUUACAUUCCACAGAGUUUUCCCUGCAGGGCCUUGUUGUAUCCACCUGUCCAUGCCACGUAUCAUUCCUUAUGCCAUCUCGAAGCAGCCUCUGUGAUGCGUCUGCAUGUCCCUCACUCUGCGCACAGACUGGAUCUGGGGAUGACUGGCACCCCAUUCGUUCCAGUGUUUAUAGGAUCCAAAUUCAAACAGGCUACGGCUGGAUGUCUGAUGUCUACCUCCAUCAGCAAAAAGCAUGGCACUCAACGGCCCCUAUCUCUUCAAUGCUCUCUCUCUCACACACUCAUUCACUCUCUACAGCAUGGCUAGCAAUGUGCUGACCUCAGUAGACUGGCCACAGACCUCACCAUUGAGAGAAAGAGGACUUGUUGCCGUUGUGUGAAGCUUCAGCAGUUUUCUGGGUGGUUACAGUUAUAUUUUAUGUUGUCAAGGAUUUUGGAGCUUAAGUUUGAAGUAAAAGUUGUGCAUUUCAGUACUCUAAAUUUCCUGAUUUAGUAUUACACAAAACAUAAAUAGUGAUGCAUUUAAUUAUUCACACAAUCACAUACCUACGACUAUCAACAAAUCAAAAAUACAUCUCUUUGUAGAACCACAUUGAAACUUACCCAAAAACCUGCAAAAUUAUGAAUCAAUCUUCUUAUUUACUUGAAUGCCAUAAUUCACACACUUCAUUUUACUUAGUCAUGCACCUCUUAGAGCGACACCGGGCCCCAGCCAUGCAGCCUGCUUUGCAUAAAGUCAAAGGAGUGGGCAGGACAUGGAUGUUGAAUGGAUGUGCUUGUAAGGGCCUGUUGCGUGUGUAUGCAUAUGUGAGGCAGAGCGUCUGUAUGUGGGCGAGUAUGUAAAGGCAGGUGGAAGUGGGUUGUUGAAACAUUCUGUAGCUGCCACCACGCUGAGAGGAGAGCGGAAGGGUCUCAGUGCAGCAUAAAAAUUGACUUUUAAUGAUAGAUAAUUUUUCGUUUUUAAUAUUUAAGGAUACCUAAAAGUUGUUGCAAAGCUUGCACCAAGCAUUUUUUGCUUGGAAAAAAAAAAAAACCUUCGGUGAAUCUUUGUGCUGUUUUUGCUGGAACGAUCUCAAGUCGAAACAGCUUGCUUGUGUUUCUGCAAGCAUGUGUGCUUUGCCGUACACUCCGGUCAUAUGUAAAAGCAUGCAUGGAAUCACAGUGCCUGGCAUCCACUCCGUUGGCAGAUGCCAGUAGGCACGAUGCCUCCCUGGCUACGGCAGAUGGCAUUGUGAGCUGGGUAAAGCCAAAGGCUCAGUCCAAAACAAUGAGGCCUGAGGCAAAGUGCUGACUCCUGCCUGCCCUGUGGCCAAUCUUCCCUUUCUGUCAUGAUACAUAUAAAUAGAGCCCUUAGUUGGAGGUCUGGAGACCGUUGUGUGGAACUCCUGAGUGCUUGCAGCUAUUUGUUGGGUAGGUCAGGUCUAUCAGCAUUGAAAUAUCUUCAAGGAUGGCUCUGACUAAUCCCAUGCCAAUGGGGCCAUGGAAGCUCACAGUCUAUGACCAAGAGAACUUCCAAGGCAAGCGCAUGGAGUUCACCUCAGCCUGUCAAAAUAUAAUGGAAUGUGGCAUGGACACUGUCCGCUCUCUGAAAGUGGAGUGUGGAGCCUGGGUGGGCUUCGAACACUCCAGCUUUUGUGGGCAGCAGUUCAUCUUGGAGAGAGGCGACUACCCUCGCUGGGAGUCUUGGAGCGGCAGCAAUGCCUACCACAUCGAGAGGCUAGUAUCCUUCCGGCCAAUCUGCUCUGCUAACCACAAGGAGUCAAAGAUUACCGUCUUUGAGCGAGAGAACUUUAUCGGACACCAGUGGGAGAUAAGUGACGACUACCCCUCUCUCCAGGCCAUGGGCUGGCCCUCCAAUGAGAUCGGAUCAAUGCAGGUGCAAAGUGGGGCCUGGGUUUGUUACCAGUACCCCGGCUACCGUGGUUACCAGUACAUCAUGGAGUGUGACCACCAUGGCGGCGAGUACAAACACUACAGGGAGUGGGGCUCCCACGCUCAGACCUUCCAGGUGCAGUCCCUCCGCCGGGUUCAGCAGUGAGGGCACCUCGCCCAGCUCCCUUCCUCCCUCCCCCACCUCCUCCUCCUCCUCCUCCUCCUCAUCCUCCUCAUCCUCUUCCUGCACCUCUUCCUCACCUCCACCCCUUCAUUCCGAUACCAGCAAGCCCAGCACAGGCUGAACGUCUGGUGCAUUCGGCAAAUGUUUACAGCGCUUUCUUCUUUCUGCAUGCCAUCGAUUUGAAAGAAAAGAGUCCGAGGAAGAACUCAAGCAGACUGAUUCUGUGAGCGGCACAGUGGUGUGAUUUAAGCUUUGCUUCUCGUCACUGUCAUGAUGCAGUCUGUGCAAAAGAGAUCAAUAAAGGGUACACACAUAAAAAACAA